Molecule: messenger RNA, 1086 nt
Organism: Dermacentor andersoni
Lineage: Eukaryota; Metazoa; Arthropoda; Arachnida; Ixodida; Ixodidae
Source: RefSeq, a predicted model, not a curated record
GUACAGUGCAUCAGUGAUGUGCAUUCGAAACACGUUUUGAGCAAGCUGUUAAGAGACGAGAGAAGAAAACACUGAGUAAUAGUUUCCUCAAUUGCAGGAUGUCAACUUUUGACUUGACGAAGCCGGCCGACAGCUCUGAAAGCGAAGAUGACGACUACGUUCCAUCGGCCGAAGAGAGCGACAUCGAUGAGUCGGAUGCUGAAAACGACGCUGGGGGUGACGCUGAGGUACCUGCCACGAAGAAGCGCAAGGUAACAAGGAAAAAGCAAUCGUCAAGAAAGCGCAAAGGCGGCAUUUGCCUGGAGGGUGAAGAUAGUCCAGGACGUGACAGUGUCAGCCCUAAUACGGCAGGUGAUGCAGAGGAGACUACUUCCAUGCUUACUCCUGAAGAGGAGAAGAAAAAAGCAGACCUCCUGUGGUCUGAUUUCUUGCGAGAUGUUGAACCCAUUCCAAGGAAACGAACUAUCCCUGCUGUGACUGCAGUUGCUGAGCCUAGUAAACCGUCAUCUUCCACCACAAGCCCCCAAGAAACACCCCCAUCAGAUAAGAAAGUGAAGAUUACUCAGUUACUGGAGUUUGCUGGAGAGACCAUCAAGGUGGACAAGGAAGUGUCAGCUGAUUCUAAGGAAGCACGCUUAUUUGCAAAGAAAGAGGAGGAAGAGGUGGCUGGACAGGCCAAGUCACCACCAGCACUGACUGGAAAAAGGAAGCCUGGUGGUGUUGGAAAUGUCUUAAAUCAGCUGUUCAACAAGAAGCAAAAAAUUAGUACACUGGAAAAGUCUAAGCUGGACUGGGACAACUACAAGAAGACUGAGGGCCUUGUAGAAGAUCUGCAGAGUCACAAUAGAGGCAAAGAUGGGUACCUGGAGAAACAAGCCUUCUUGCAGCGGGCUGAUGUUCGCCAGUUUGAAAUAGAAAAGAACCUGAGAACCAAGAAUAGGCCAUCCAACUACCUCUGAGCUAGAUUCCAAGUGGUCUAUUUUAUAUAUAUUUUUGUCCUUUUCUUUCUUUCUCCAUGUUUGUCAACAUCACAGUUUGUCAUUUUAAUGUAUAAUAAAGACAUUGUACUUCAUGUACCAAACCACA